AUGCCCUCGUCCGACAUCCAUGUCAAGCUCCCCGCCUCACCGCCUCCUCAAGGCAGCAUAGCGCCGCAUACCACCCCCGAUGCCGCAACCGAGCACCGUAUCGGCGCGUGGACGGGUGAAGAGCUCAACGUGCUCUUCCAGCACGUCAUUCACCAUGGCAAGACCGACUGGGAGCACGCUGUUCCAGGUCGGACCGCGAACCAGUCACGCCAACAAUGGAAGAACAGCCUUGAGCACCAGAUUACCCAGUUCAUCAAGGACCACAAGCAUGACGCGCACCACAAGCACGGCGCCCAACAGUAG
This is a messenger RNA of Apiotrichum porosum, 303 nucleotides long. RefSeq lists its product as uncharacterized. The record is from RefSeq and is a predicted model, not a curated record. NCBI's taxonomy places the organism in Eukaryota, Fungi, Basidiomycota, Tremellomycetes, Trichosporonales, Trichosporonaceae. Bases 1 to 303 code for a protein of 100 amino acids. The transcript has 2 exons.